AUGUUUGACUUCCAGAGAGCACUCACUAGCGAGCGUGUGUACCAAGAUCUGGUGAAGCGCGUUGCCUUGGUAAAGUUAAAGCUAGGCUCAGGUAAUGGUACCCACUAUUAUCACAACGCCCGCCUACAACUCUGGCACGAAAAUCCGCCAGCCGACGCACUUGUCACAGAUGCAGCCUCUGGUAUGACCGGAGUCUCCAAAGCCGCCCGUGCAAAGCUUGUUCUCCAAUGUUCCCGUUUGAUGAUAUAUUUCGGGGGUUCCUUCCUUACUUGCUUUUUAACCGACGACAUUACACUCAAACGCGACGGUCAUGAACUGAUGUUGGUACCAACAAAAUACAAGGGUAGUCUGAUGAAAUCGCCUAAAACCGUAAAGGCAGUCAUCCGUGGCAACGAAAACAGCAAAGGCGGGUUUAGGCUUGACAAGGAAAAGAUCUCGCCCGAUGAUGAAUACAAAUUCGAGGAGUAUUCUUAUAUUCACAUCAAUUUCAAGGAUACCGAGUAUCUGAACAAGUUUCAAAAACUCUGGAACGAAAUGAUGGCCGCAAGGCGUGCGAAGCGAAAGGAGAUUAGUAGUCUAAAGGAACAACUUCAAGCGGCUGCCCGGGCCCCCCUCGCAGUCUCUUGACUACCUCCCAUACUCUUUUCUAACUCAUCUUUCAUCCCUAUAAUAUCAUAUUUCUUUAGCAUCUCUUUUCUUCCUUCAGAUGGCAUCAGGGUAGCCUACCAGUAAGCCGCAAGAAUAGAUACGGCAACAUAGUUCCCACUGAGCCUUUCCUCCGCUACCGCAACCUCAACCUCCCGGCGAAUGAGCGAAUGCGCAAACGAGAGCGAGAAAAAAGAGAGAAAAAAGAAGUUCCCAUCAGGACAGACAAGAUGGCCAACCAACAAAAAAAAAAAAAAAAAAAAAAGCAAACUCCAAGACACACAAUCACAAUAGCUGCAGGAACCACACAUCUCAUCACUGAUUCACAAACAACAGGAAAAAG
Messenger RNA from Tuber melanosporum (Perigord truffle), 988 nucleotides. RefSeq lists its product as uncharacterized. The record is from RefSeq and is a predicted model, not a curated record. The transcript has 5 exons. The coding region runs from base 1 to 627 and encodes 208 amino acids. NCBI's taxonomy places the organism in Eukaryota, Fungi, Ascomycota, Pezizomycetes, Pezizales, Tuberaceae.